This is a messenger RNA of Encephalitozoon hellem ATCC 50504, 909 nucleotides long. Its product is annotated as PP2A-like phosphoprotein phosphatase. The transcript has a single exon. The record is from RefSeq and is a predicted model, not a curated record. Lineage: Eukaryota; Fungi; Microsporidia; Unikaryonidae. The coding region runs from base 1 to 909 and encodes 302 amino acids. Gene Ontology annotation, molecular function: protein serine/threonine phosphatase activity. Gene Ontology annotation, biological process: peptidyl-serine dephosphorylation. Gene Ontology annotation, cellular component: FAR/SIP/STRIPAK complex.
AUGAAGAAGUUUGCGUCCCGGCUUCUAAAUCUCGAGUUGCUUUCUGAGGCAGAGGUCCAGAGCAUUUGCAACAAGGUGUCGGAGAUCCUCAUAUGCGAGCCAAACAUCCCAAACAAAAGGGCACCUGUCAUUGUUUGUGGAGACAUCCAUGGACAGUUCUUCGACCUGGUAAGCCUAUUCAGGAUUGAUGGCAUUCCUUCGAAAAAGAGAUAUGUCUUCCUUGGAGACUACGUGGACAGAGGAAAAAACUCCCUUGAAUGCAUACUGUUUCUUUUUCUCUUAAAAAUUCUGUAUCCAGAGAACGUCACGCUUAUAAGAGGAAACCAUGAGCAGUCCACCAUCAACAAGGUGUAUGGAUUCUACGAGGAGAUCGCCGAGAAGUAUGGCAGUCCAAAAAUAUGGAGGAUGAUCAACGAGGUAUUUAACCUGCUUUGUGUUGGAUGUUUGAUUGAUGGAAGAAUACUAUGUGUACAUGGAGGGAUAUCUCCCAAGAUCAUGUCCCUGAACCAAAUAAGAAGGCUGGACAGGCUGCUUCCCAUCGGAGAAGGAAGCGAGUUUGCAGACAUUCUCUGGGGAGAUCCAUACGACGGGAAGGGCUUCCAGCCUAGUCCCCGGGGGAGUGGAUACCUUUACGGAGAGGAUGUCGUGAUGAGGUUUCUCGAGCUCAAUGGACUUGCAAGCAUUGUGAGAUCGCAUCAGCUUGUGAUAGAGGGAUACAAAUUCCAUUUCCCAGAGAGAAAUGUGAUUACUGUAUGGAGUGCUCCAAACUAUAUGGGGAAGUGCGGAAAUCCAGCAAGCAUUCUGAGAAUCAAUGAGACAUUGGAUAUUUCUGACAAGGACUUCUGCAUAUUCAAGUCCACACCACAGAAAAAGGAGUUUCUUGAAAAGCUUGAGGGAUUUGAUCUGUAA